Molecule: messenger RNA, 1314 nt
Organism: Arctia plantaginis
Lineage: Eukaryota; Metazoa; Arthropoda; Insecta; Lepidoptera; Erebidae
Source: the annotation of a GenBank genome assembly
AUGAAUGACCCCAAUGGCUUUUGCGUGUUCAAGAAUGAGUUUCAUCUUUUUUACCAGUACAAUCCUUUGUCAAGCCAGGAGCCAGGAAUAGCACACUGGGGACAUGCAAAAAGCUCGGAUUUGUUCCAUUGGGAACAUCUUGAAAUAGCUUUGUACCCUGAUAAGAAUUACGAUAAGACUGGAGUAUUCUCAGGCAGUGCUAUAAUUGUCAAUGAAACCAUGAAUCUACUUUACACUGGAAACAGUAACAAUCAAGGCGAAAUACAGCAACGUCAAGCACUUGCCUCUAGCACUAAUGGAGUAAAAUUCAUUAAGUAUCCCGAAAAUCCUGUUCUUUUGGGGAACGACUAUCAACCGAAUAUAAGGGACCCAAAAGUUUGGCAAUAUGGUGAUGAUUUUUACAUGGUUAUAGGAAAUUCUUUUAAGAACGAUACUCUAGGAAGAGUGCUACUCUUUUCAUCAAAGGAUCUAAAAUCUUGGAAAGAAGCAUCAAUUUUAGGUGAAUCAGAUGGCUUUCUAGGAUACAUGUGGGAGUGUCCUGAUUUUUUUGAACUCAACGGUAAAUUUGUACUCUUGUUUUCUCCACAAGGUGUAAAACCACAGGGAGACCAAUAUAAAAAUUUGUAUCAAUCCGGUUACAUUGUUGGAGACUUUGAUUAUAAAUCUAAAGUAUUUACUCCAAUAACAAAAUUCAAGGAGUUGGACUAUGGUCAUGAUUUUUAUGCGACACAAACUAUUAUAGAUUCACAGAAGCGUAGAAUUGUAGUGGCUUGGCUUAGUAUGUGGGAACAGGUUUAUCCCGAACGAAACGACGGUUGGAGUGGUCAAUUGACAAUUCCAAGAGCUUUACAACUGACCUCUACUUAUGAACUAAUUCAAAAGCCUGUAGAUGAGAUAUUGGAUAUUCGCAACGGAUUGCUUUACUCGGGUAUUGCGCCCCCUGGAACAAGUAUUAAGUUACACAACAAUAUAGGAGAAAUCGUGAUAACUGCUUCUCAACAUGAAGAUUUCAAUCUUAUUUUUGAAGCAGGUAAUACCACAGUCACUCUUAAAUAUGAUAACAACAAUGGUAAAGUAAGUCUAGAUCGUGGUGGUAACGAUGGAGUUCGAAGAACCGAUUGGAGGCCACUUGGUCGACUACAAAUGCGAAUCUUUGUCGACCGAAGUUCUAUUGAGGUAUUUUGUGGGGACGGCGAGGUCACGUUCUCGAGUCGAUUUUUCCCAUACGGAGAAGUAAAUGUAAGACUGGGCGAGAAAUCUAAAGCCGAGAACAUGUUGGUAUACCAUCUGAAACGAACCGUUCCUGCACCGUAA